Molecule: messenger RNA, 1371 nt
Organism: Pedinophyceae sp. YPF-701
Lineage: Eukaryota; Viridiplantae; Chlorophyta; Pedinophyceae
Source: the annotation of a GenBank genome assembly
AUGGAUGUAGACAUCAACGCGGCGUCCUCCCGAGGCACCCCAACUCCGAGUCGGUUCGCGCGCCAGGCGAGCGGCGCGCAGGACCGGGAGUCCGAGGAGGAGCCGCGGAUGGCUCCUCCGUGGUCGGAGGAGGUGCUGCAGGAGAGCGGCGCGGACUGGUGGGCGGAGGUGAUGUCGGAGGGCAACGUGGAGGACGACUACGACCUGGGGCGCGUGAUCGGGCGCGGGGCGUACAGCACGGUGCUGGAGGGCGUGUGCCGGCGGACGAAGGAGCGGUUCGCGGUCAAGACGGUGAAGCUGAAGCCGCGGAAGAAGCACAUCGGCAACGCCGCGAAGACGGAGCGGGACCUGCGCAAGCAGCGGCGCAAGGUGCUCUCCGAGGUGUACCUCACGGGCACGUCCAACCAGCCCAACAUCAUCAAGCUGCAGGCGUUCUACAUGAAGGAAACCGAGAUCGUGAUGGUCCUGGAGCUGAUGCGCGGGGGCUCGAUCUUCGACGGGGUGCUGGAGCACGGCGGGAUGGGGGAGGACGACGCGCGCACCGUGAUGCGGCAGCUGCUGGGGGCCCUGGCCCACUUCCACUCGCGCAACAUCCUGCACCGAGACAUCAAGCCCGAGAACAUGCUGUUGAAGUGGCCGGGCGACCUCGGCUCGCUGCGGAUUGCCGACCUCGGGUUCGCGAUCCAGCUCGCUGGUGGGCCGGCGUCGCGCAUGACGAUGGCGGGCACACCGGCGUACCUCGCACCGGAGUUGAUCAUCGCCAUGCAGGACGGGAUGGAGCUGGAGGACGCGCUGACGCCGGCGAUCGACGUGUGGGCGGCGGGUGCGGCGAUGUUCAUCAUCCUCGGCGGGUACCCGCCGUUCGAGGGCACCACCACGCGCGAGCUGUUCCGCAGCAUCCUCGACGACGAUCUGUCGUUCGACCAGCCGUGCUGGGAGGACGUCAGCGAGGACGCGCGCGAUCUGAUUCGCAAGCUCCUGACCAAGGACCCCGAACAGCGGAUCACCGCGCCCCAGGCGCUGGAGCACAAGUGGAUGCGGCCGACGCAGGCGCCCCCGCAUAUGCGGCAGACGUCCACGCGGACCCGCAACUGGGGCUCGCGCCUCAUCCCGCUGGAGGGCAACAAGGACCCCACGUCCGCCUACAUCCGGCCCUCGUACUUCCUGAAGCUGCAGGAGCAACUGCGCGGGGCCGCGGGCAAAGCCCUCGACGCCUCGCUGCGGGAAAUCUUCGAGGAGAACAAGAAGCGCGGGACGAGGGACUCCACGUGGAGCAGGUCGCGGCUGGUCUCGGAGCACGUGGGGGACGGUGGCGACUUCACGGCCAUGACCGCACCGACUGCCAGGCACGCCGUGCCGCCCUCCAUCUGA